GCUUAGCGUAACCUGGAACUGAACUCCAUGGCGUGAUGCACUGUGGGUAACAUCAGCAGACGAAACAUGGCGGCUCUACAAACUUUGGCGAGGCGGUGCUCAACAUCGAUGUUGAAGCGCCAUUUCAGCGUGUCAUCACCAGUGGCCGCUCAGAUGACAGUACGAGAUGCCCUGAACACUGCCAUUAAUGAAGAGAUGAAGAGGGAUGAGUCAGUCUUCCUCCUAGGAGAGGAGGUGGCAGAGUACGACGGAGCUUACAAGGUCAGCCGAGGCCUGUGGAGAAAGUAUGGAGACAGGAGAGUAAUGGACACCCCAAUCACAGAGAUGGGUUUUGCAGGGAUAGCAGUUGGAGCAGCCAUGGCCGGCCUGAAGCCCAUCUGUGAAUUCAUGACCUUUAAUUUCUCCAUGCAAGCCAUCGAUCAGGUCGUUAACUCAGCGGCAAAGACCUUCUACAUGUCAGCAGGAAAGCAAACUGUACCGAUCGUGUUCCGAGGCCCUAACGGCGCGGCAGCCGGGGUGGCGGCACAGCAUUCGCAGUGCUUCGCUGCCUGGUACGGCCACUGUCCCGGUCUGAAGGUGGUUUCACCGUACUCGUCAGAGGACGCUAAGGGACUGCUCAAGUCUGCCAUCAGGGACCCCAACCCCGUUGUGUGCCUGGAGAAUGAGCUGAUGUAUGGGACUGCAUUUGAGAUGUCAGAGGAAGCCAUGUCGGAGGACUUUUUAGUGCCCAUCGGCAAGGCAAAGAUUGAGAGGGAAGGCACCCACUGUACCCUGGUGUCCCACUCCAAAAGUGUGGGGUUAUGUCUGGAGGCAGCUCAGAUCCUGGAGAAGGAAAACAUCUUCUGUGAGGUGAUCAACUUGCGCACAAUCAGACCCAUGGACGAGGAAACCCUCAUCAACUCAGUCAAGAAGACAAACCACCUGGUGACGGUGGAGGGAGGCUGGCCACAGUUUGGUGUUGGGGCCGAGAUCGUGGCAAAGAUCAUGGAAAGUGAUGCGUUUGACUACUUGGACGCGCCGGUGUACCGUGUAACAGGAGCAGACGUCCCCAUGCCGUACGCCGCCACCUUGGAACGAGCCAGUCUUCCCGGUCCCCAAGACGUCGUCACAGUCGUCAAGAAGUCUCUCCACAUCCAGUGACACACCCUGAACCUUAGGUCCUAAAAUACCACGUCUUGUACCGCAUUACAUGGAGGGGGAGGGGGGCACAUUACUUGUUUAAAUUAUCCCAUCCAUGUCCUUUAAUGAUGAUCCUACUCAGCGAUGCUCCCAAACAUUGUGUUGUUUUAAUGGACGCCGUAUUUAUAUCUAGAGCAUGAUUUGUACAAAUUCCUCUGACAACAGCUGGUAAAAUUAAAAUAUUUUUAAACACGAGACACAAAAGAUUUCAGGAUGUCCAAUGACUCAGGUGGUAUCUUGAAUACAGGCUACAUUAGCAAUUAUGUGGGGUCAUGGGCUGAUCCGUAUUUGUUUUUGAGUCUUCUUUAAAUGAAAAAAA
This is a messenger RNA of Branchiostoma belcheri (Belcher's lancelet), 1498 nucleotides long. RefSeq names its product pyruvate dehydrogenase E1 component subunit beta, mitochondrial-like. Gene Ontology annotation, molecular function: pyruvate dehydrogenase (acetyl-transferring) activity. The transcript has 10 exons. Bases 67 to 1140 code for a protein of 357 amino acids. Gene Ontology annotation, biological process: pyruvate decarboxylation to acetyl-CoA. The record is from RefSeq and is a predicted model, not a curated record. NCBI's taxonomy places the organism in Eukaryota, Metazoa, Chordata, Leptocardii, Amphioxiformes, Branchiostomatidae.